Neopsephotus bourkii (Bourke's parrot) is the source of this 1168-nucleotide messenger RNA. RefSeq names its product neurogenin 2 (gene NEUROG2). The transcript is spliced from 2 exons. The record is from RefSeq and is a predicted model, not a curated record. The coding region runs from base 292 to 951 and encodes 219 amino acids. Gene Ontology annotation, molecular function: protein dimerization activity. NCBI's taxonomy places the organism in Eukaryota, Metazoa, Chordata, Aves, Psittaciformes, Psittacidae.
AUGAUGAUGAUGACGAGGAUGAAGUGGGGGGAGGACGGGACACACGGACGGGAGCCCCCGCGGGCAGCUUUGAUUGUUCCCCGCGGGAUAUAUAAGGGGUGUUAAGGAGCGGUCGUGUGCCAGACACGCAGCCGAAGGGCCCCAGGGCGCGUGCCACCGUUGCCCCCCUUCUUUCUCCCGGCACCCCCUCCCCUCCCCUUCACCUCACCGUUAUACCGUCGCGCUUUCCACCGUGAGGUGAAGGGGAGUUUGCCUCGUGCGGUUCCGGUACCGCCUGUGCUGCCGCGCAAGAUGCCGGUGAAAGCAGAGGAGCUGUCGGGGCCCGCCGAGGACGACCUGAUACUGGUGGGCCUCGCCUCGCCCGCCUCUUCGCCUUCGCUGCCGUCCAGCGCCGACGAGGAGGAGGAAGAGGAGGAGGAAGAGGAGGAGGAGCCGCGGCUGGUGGUGGAGGAGGAAGUGGCGGGCGGCCGCGGUGCUCGGCGGCGGGCGGAGGGCAAGCGGCGGGCGGGCCGGAGCCGCGGUACCCCUGGUACGGCGGAAACGGCGCAAAGGCUGAAGCGGAGCCGUCGGCUGAAAGCCAACAACAGGGAGCGCAACCGGAUGCACAACCUGAACGCUGCGCUGGACGCCCUCCGCGACGUGCUGCCCACCUUUCCGGAGGACGCCAAGCUCACCAAGAUCGAGACCCUCCGCUUCGCACACAACUACAUCUGGGCGCUCACCGAGACCCUGCGGCUGGCGGGGGUCCCGCCGGUGCUCCCGGGGGUGGCCGUGGGGGGAGCGGGCAGCCCUUCCUGGAGCGCCGGCACCGCCAGCCCUGCGCCCUCUGCCUCUCCCCGCGCUUGCACUUUAUCGCCCGCCAGCCCCGGAGGAUCCGUGUCGGAUGCGGAGCACUGGCCACCGGGAAGCUUCCCCCCCGCCACGGUGCCGCUGCCCCGCCGCUGCCUUUAGCCCGGUGCUCCCGGUCCCCGUUCCCACCAUCGGGAUGGCGGCAUCUGCGCCGUUUCCCACGGCUCUGGACCUGUCACCUGCCAAAACCAAACUUUCUAUUUUCUCCCUCCGAUGUGCACUUUGUCCAGCUCCCAAGGCUGUGACCGCGGCUUUCCACACACCCCCAUUCAUUCCGCUCUUCCCCUUCCACCAUCUGUCCCUUAGGAUUCCUCGGGGG